AUGGCCUUUGGUGAGCUUCAAGCCUGUGAGUCUAACCCGGGCUGGACCAUGCUCUCCCUCGAUUUCAAGAGUGCCUUCAACUACACCGACCGAGCACGGCUGCACGAGAUUGUGGCCGACAAGGUCCCUGGCCUUUUGCGCGCCUUUGAACGACACUAUGCUCGACCCACUACUCACUGCAUUGUCGACAAGCUCUUGAACCGUGCUUGCAAGGACACCUUUGUCAAAGCCAUUUUUGCCAAAGUAAACCUGUCUGCACCAGCUGGAGCUGAAGGUCAUGACGUUACGCUGGAACAGCUCCUUGAGGCUCGCCUCUUCACGCGGGCCAACACCGGGGGCUUUGGCCUGCACGACUUGGUUGAGCGCGGUCCGGUGGCUUAUGUCUGCAACAUGGCCAAGCUGGCCACUCGCUACCCUCGGGUCUACGAUCGACUUUUGGAGGAUGCAUCGAGGGCUGCUGACUUUGAGGCCCACGUGCAGCGAGCCGGCUUCCAGAUGGCCACGGUCAAGGACGCGGCGACCCAGCGACCAGCGGAGAUCAUUGCCCUCCGCUCCAAGGCGGCACUGGACGACCUGAUGGCCAAGUGUGCGCUGGACCUGCAGCAGGCAUAUCUGGCCUCACGCGAGUGGGGCGUCAGCACAGUCUUGACCAUGCGGGGUCGGGACAAGUUGCGUCGCUUGAGCGACACGACCUUUGCCAUUGCGGUCGUGUCCAUGAUGGGUUUUGGCCUGCAUGAGCUCAUCAACGUCAAGCCAACGGACAAGUGCCCGCUCUGCAGCAGCAAGACACCUCAGCCGCGACUAACCCGCGAGCACCUGCUGACCUGCCGUCCCAUCAAGCGACACAACGCCCUUCGCGACGAGAUGGGCCGCCUGCUCAGGUACGCCACCCUCUCCCAUGUCUGGGUGGAAAAGUCUGGCUACAACGCCAACGGUCAGAGCUGCCGCAUCGACCUGCACUGCCGCAACCCCUUUCCCGGCGGUGCCUUGGGCCCAGCUCUGCCCGACCUGGGCAUUGACGUGACUGUGCGCACAGCCCAACCCCCGACCACCUCGCAAGCCUGCAUCAAGGUGGGCGCUGCCCUUCGCCGAGCCGAAAAGGAGAAGCGCGACUACUACACCGGUUUCAACCAUGGAAAAACUCUGAUCGUCCCUGCGGCGAUGACGACAACCGGUGGGUUCGCCUCCUCCUUUGUGGAUCUGCUUGGUCAGCUCGCCCGCUGCGCCGAGGCCCGUGGUGUGUACCAGCCGGGGCUGGAUGAGGCCUUUGUUCCCCGGUGGAAGGGUCGCUUUGCGGCGCUGGUCCAUCAGAUGAACGCUGACCACAUCCAGCGCCACUUUGGCGGUGUCACAACAAAGGGAAACAACAGUAGCCACAAGCUUAUUGCCCCAGGGCAGCUGCCCAGGCAUCGUGGGGACCGCGUCACACGCGGUGUUUACUCAUGUGACUGCCACGAGGAGGAUCAAGCCCAGGGGGUCCAAAAGUAG
Monosiga brevicollis MX1 is the source of this 1488-nucleotide messenger RNA. RefSeq lists its product as uncharacterized. The record is from RefSeq and is a predicted model, not a curated record. The transcript is spliced from 2 exons. Gene Ontology annotation, cellular component: preribosome, large subunit precursor; nucleus; nucleolus. Lineage: Eukaryota; Choanoflagellata; Craspedida; Salpingoecidae. Bases 1 to 1488 code for a protein of 495 amino acids. Gene Ontology annotation, biological process: ribosome biogenesis; endonucleolytic cleavage in ITS1 to separate SSU-rRNA from 5.8S rRNA and LSU-rRNA from tricistronic rRNA transcript (SSU-rRNA, 5.8S rRNA, LSU-rRNA); ribosomal large subunit biogenesis. Gene Ontology annotation, molecular function: protein binding.